Messenger RNA from Oncorhynchus nerka (sockeye salmon), 2297 nucleotides. RefSeq names its product kelch-like protein 15. Gene Ontology annotation, cellular component: Cul3-RING ubiquitin ligase complex; nucleus. The record is from RefSeq and is a predicted model, not a curated record. Bases 182 to 2215 code for a protein of 677 amino acids. The transcript is spliced from 10 exons. Gene Ontology annotation, molecular function: protein binding. Lineage: Eukaryota; Metazoa; Chordata; Actinopteri; Salmoniformes; Salmonidae. Gene Ontology annotation, biological process: nuclear protein quality control by the ubiquitin-proteasome system; protein ubiquitination.
UCAGUGCGGGGAAUAUGGCGUCUGCAGUGUCUAUGGACUCUACAGACAAACAGUAUAUUGAUAUCAAGUUAAAAUAACGACUAAUUAAAGCCGCGGUGGAAUUGUAAAUGGACGAUAAGGAAUCUUCGGCCAUGUUUUUUUAUUGUCCUUUUUCUUGAUCUCGGAUAUAAACCCGCAACACAUGUCAGAAGAAGCCAGGUCUGCCUGGUCAAAGAGGGGUUGUGGGGACUCGCAGCGCCGAGAUCAGGGCAAACAUAAACAGAGGAAAUGUGAGCGUCCUCUCAGCCUGCUGUCAGCUAAGUUCGAGACUGGCCUCGAGGCCCCCAAAAGGUGUGUGAUGUCGGCGGGGGAGGUGGAGAUGUACCUGUCCCAGGUGCAUGAUGGGAGCGUGUCCUCAGGGUUUCGGGCGCUCUACGAGGAGAGACUCCUAUUGGACGUCACACUGCUCAUAGAGGAACACCACUUCCAGGCUCACAAAGCCCUGCUAGCGACCCAGAGUGACUACUUCCGGGUCAUGUUCACAGCAGACAUGAGAGAGAGAGACCAGGACAAGAUCCACAUGAAGGGGUUAACAGCUGCCGGCUUCGGCCACGUACUGAGGUUCAUGUACUACGGUUCACUGGAGCUCAGCAUGGUCACUGUGCAGGAGAUACUACAGGCAGCCAUGUAUGUCCAGCUGACAGAGGUGGUAGAGUUCUGUUGUUCCUUCCUGCUGUCUAAGAUCUGUCUGGAGAACUGUGCUGAAGUGCUGAGGCUGCUGGAGGACUUCAGCGUGGGGGUGGAGGGUGUGCAGGAGCAGCUUGACAACUUCCUGCUGGAGAACUUUGUUCCUCUGAUGAGCAGACCUGACUUCCUGUCCUACCUCAGCCUUGAGAGACUGCAGGCGUACCUGGACAGUGAUGCCCUGAGUCGCUUCCCGGAGAUAGAGCUUUAUGAGUCUGUCCAGGCCUGGCUACGACACGACCGCCGCCGCUGGAGACACACAGACGCUGUCGUCCAGUCUCUACGCUUCUGUCUGAUGACUGCUGCUAACGUCUUCGAGAAGGUGAAGACGUCAGAGUUCUAUCGUUACUCUCGACGGCUGCGUCAGGAGGUGGACCAGGCUCUCGGCUACUUCCACGACGUCAACGAGCAGCCGCUGGUCGAGACGCGCUCCAACCGCAUCCGCUCAGUCCGACCACAGACCGCCGUGUUCAGGGGCAUGAUCGGACACAGCAUGGUCAACAGCAAGAUCCUACUGCUGCACAAACCCAAGGUGUGGUGGGAGUUGGAAGGUCCCCAGGUCCCUCUCCGUCCAGAUUGCUUGGCCAUCGUCAACAACUUUGCCUUCCUGUUGGGUGGGGAGGAGCUAGGGCCUGACGGGGAGUUCCACGCCUCCUCUAAAGUCUACCGUUAUGACCCCCGCCAGAACUCCUGGCUACGCAUGGCCGACAUGUCUGUACCCAGGUCAGAGUUUGCAGUGGGGGUCAUUGGUAAGUUCAUCUACGCUGUUGCUGGCCGGACGCGGGACGAGACGUUCUACUCCACGGAGCGCUAUGACAUCACGGCAGACCGCUGGGAGUUUGUGGACCCGUACCCGGUCAACAAGUACGGUCAUGAGGGCACAGUCCUAAACGGUAAACUCUACAUCACAGGAGGAAUCACAUCCUCAUCCACCUCCAAACAGGUGUGUGUGUUUGACCCUGGGCGAGACGCAGGGGGAGGGGUGUGUUUAGCGGGCUCGGGGGGAGCAGGAACGACGGACACACACAGGACACGCUCAGCUCGCACCCCCAUCCUCCCCAGCACACACACCAGCUGCUGGGAGAACAAGUCGAAGAUGAACUACGCUCGCUGCUUCCAUAAGAUGAUCUCCCAUAACGGGAAGCUGUACGUGUUCGGGGGGGUGUGUGUGAUCCUCCGGGCGUCAUUCGAGUCACAGGGCUGCCCAUCCACAGAGGUCUACGACCCUGAGACAGAUGAGUGGACCAUCCUGGCGUCGAUGCCCAUCGGGCGCAGUGGGCACGGUGUGGCGGUGCUGGACAGACAGAUCAUGGUGCUGGGGGGCCUCUGCUAUAAUGGACACUACUCUGACUCCAUCCUCACUUUCGACCCAGAUGACAACAAGUGGAAGGAAGACGAGUAUCCCAGGAUGCCUUGCAAACUGGACGGGCUGCAGGUGUGCACUCUACACUUCCCUGAGUACGUCCUGGAGCACGUCCGGCGCUGCAGCUGAGGUUCCGCUGUCUGCCGCUGUGUCAGGUGUCCUGGGUUUGAUGACGGGGACUGCAGCUGUCCUGGGGACUGCAGCUGUCCUG